Messenger RNA from Porites lobata, 1955 nucleotides. Lineage: Eukaryota; Metazoa; Cnidaria; Anthozoa; Scleractinia; Poritidae. The record is from the annotation of a GenBank genome assembly.
AUGAACGGUCAUGGCCCCCCUCGACUUGCAAUUGAAGAUAGCAAGCGCAGCAAAGCCACUGUAUUGUCGGAAGGUGGGUACUACGUUCGUGCACUAGGAAUAUUCAUCUGGCAUUUUAUCAACUUGAUAUCAACAUGAAAUCUCUCCCCACAUACCUCCUUACGUUCCGCUUAGUAGUUAAAAAUAUCAACUUGGAUUACUUUUUAGUUUGCCAUUUCUGAGUUCCAAAUACUCUCAUUUUCAAAACGAGGCUAAGUGACAUUUUUUCUCGUGAAAAUGAGUUUAAUCUGCAUGACAAUGAAUAUUAUUUUCAUAUCAAUUAUACUUCAGAACGCAUUUAUGCAACAAGAGGUUUUCAGAACCCUUUAUUUGUCAUAUCGGAGCAAUAUAUUUUGUUCAUUCAUUUACUUAUUUUUACCACCACAUUACAAGUUAUUGUCGGUCCAAUGUGUAUAGUGUACAAACGUAUUUAUUUUUAUAGUUAUUUAUUUGUUUUUAUUUUAGUUCCUAGGUUAAGUGGAAAAGAACAACUUCUUUUCAGUUUUGUAAAGAUGGCGGAACCGGAGAGUAUCGGAGGCGGCACUGAUACAGAUCACUAUGACAAAAAAUUAGUAAAGGUAGGUUUUCACACAAUGCUGUUGUGUAUUUAUAAUUGAAUGGUGAAAGCUAAUCCCUGAUGUUUGAAUUUAAAUGUUAAAUGUUAAAUGUUAGUCCACUAGAAGGUUUCUAGAGUAAGCUCGAAUUAUCAUUCGCCAGUUCUGUUUAUUUCCAGAAGGGGAAAGAAUAAGGUGUAUACUGUUGCAUUGCAAAUACAGCCGCCUCUCGUCGCUCUCCGUCGCUAGGAAAUGUCCCGUCCCGACGGCGUGGAGCGAUGUGAGUGGGCUGUAUUUACAGGAUAGUAGGAUUUCUUGUCUCUGAUUUCAUGCUGCUUCCUCACACGACAAUAUUGCACCGCUUUGAUCAAGCUGGAAUUUCUUUCGCAGGGAGCAAUUCUAAAAUAGAGACCUUUAGAUUUGUGAGCAUGGACGACUCAGAGGUUUUUUUGCCCCUUCUCAGAAAAUAGUAAUCCCGAAAAGUUUUAUUGCACUUUUUUACUAGAAAAGUUAGAACGGUUAUUUUUAUUGAAGGAGUUUGAGCCCUCUCUCGAUCGCAGAAUGAUAAAACUUCUAACAUUUGAUAACUUAUUUCCGCCUCCAUGACAUUCUCGUUAAAACGCGUAGUAGAAUGACCACGGCUGUUAUGUUUUCGCGCCAAAAUGAUGUUGGUUCACGCCUUGCACUUCUUGCCAUUGUCAAAAUCUCUUCCUCGUAGUCGUCCUCGUCCUAGAAUCUAACGGUCACUAUUGAGAAACACUCUUAAUCUAGAAAUGAUGACUAACUGUAGUACUCUAUUUCUUGUAGGGUAAUACCUUCAAUACCAGUGAGAGUAAGAAGAAACGUCAUCGCAAGCGUAAAGGGUCCAGUACACCUGAACUUCUGCCUGACAGUCCUAGCUAUGAAACGUCCAAUGGACCCGAGCCUUCCCCUGAAAGCCAUUCUAGUGCUGACGCGCUUAGGUCAGCGGGUGUUGUCAGUCGUACAGCUGGGCUGCUUUUCUCGAGUGCUCGUGGGUUCUUUGGUGGCCUUCACAAUCCAUGGAAACAAUCAAAACCUUGGAGUGUCCAUAGUGAUCCCAAUAUAUCCGCAAGAAGCGAACUCAGCCAAGCGAGCAAUAGCUCGCCGAGACCAAAUAAUCCGGGUUUAUCCCGAGCAAAGAGUCUUGAGUUAGUUCCAGAGAAAACAUCAAUUCAAAAACCUGCACCAUCACCACCAGCACCGACCCUUUCGUCCGAGUUUGGCGUGAUGUUGAAGCCCCCACCAGAUUGUUAUUACCCUAAGAAAGGCCCCGCAAAGAACAUUUUUCCUGGUCCCGUGAAAUAUGGGAAAUAUGGCGUGUUAGAUUCUCAGUUGGCAUAA